AAAAUAAAAAUCAAAACAAAACCCUAAUUUGUAGAGAGAAAGGGAGCGACUAAGAAGAACGAUGUCUGGUGCUACUCCGAAUACGCAAGCCGAGGAAGAUAAGAAACCGAAUGAUCAAUCCACUUCCGCCCACAUCAAUUUGAAGGUCAAAGGCCAGGAUGGAAAUGAAGUAUUCUUUAGGAUCAAAAGAAACACUCAACUGAAGAAGCUGAUGAAUGCAUACUGUGAUCGACAAUCUGUGGACUUUAAUUCAAUUGCCUUUUUAUUUGAUGGUCGACGUCUCCGGGCAGAACAAACUCCUGAUGAGCUAGAAAUGGAGGAUGGGGAUGAGAUUGAUGCGAUGUUGCACCAAACUGGUGGAGUCCUGUUAACCUAGUAUGUUUAUGCUGGUUGUUAUUGUGAAUUAUAUAGGUUAGUUGCUUUGGUUUAUGUAACCUUUGGAUUUACAUCGUCGGUAUUGAGAGACAGACAUACUCAUUGUAGAACCUUGUUUGAAAAAUGACAUGCUUUUAGGAGCCUUGUGAGUUAUGACAGCUGGAAUGAAGUCUGGAAUCUUAUGUUGAUAAUUUGAUCA
Molecule: messenger RNA, 574 nt
Organism: Cajanus cajan (pigeon pea)
Lineage: Eukaryota; Viridiplantae; Streptophyta; Magnoliopsida; Fabales; Fabaceae
Product: small ubiquitin-related modifier 1
Molecular function (GO): protein binding
Source: RefSeq, a predicted model, not a curated record